CCAAACCCUAAUUCACUUUCUCAUUCAUCACUCACAUUAUCUACUCUCAUCACUCAUCACUUUUGUAUUCUCCUUCUCCCACACACUCAAGACUCACACAGCGUCCACCAUUCACAAUUCCUCAAUCUCCUGCCGUCCGCGAUUAACUGCGGCUGGAACUCCGCCGUCCUCAUUUCACCGCGCCUCGAGCUCCGCCGUGCACGAUUCACUGCGCCUCAAGCUCCGUUGUCUCUCCGUCUUGAGGAUCACCGCCUUCGUCUGACCAGCGUCGCAGCCGACCCGCCGUCCUGUUCUCCGAGCUCUGUGGUUUCGCCGUCCUCUUCUAUAGCCCUCUCCUUCGUGAUCAACGCUGCAAAACCUAUCACAGGAAAAAUGGCAAAUGAAGAAGUGAAGCAUCUCGAAGACUGCUCUGUUUCCAAUGCAUUGGGCACUUGGGUAUUCUCAGUGGCAGGAGCUCUGCUGGCGAUUCCGGUGGGGAUAAAGCGCAAAUCUCUGGCACCCCUUGUAUUCUUUGGCACUACUGGUACUAUGCUGGAUAUUAUUAUGGGAAUUAGUGCUUGCGAAAGGGAACAUGCGGAGCGCCAAAUGAAGUUGAUAGAAGCUCAAAGAGCUGCAACCGACACUUCUUUGGUGGAGGCAAACACGGAUUCAUAGUCAGUAUAUAUCUUUCUAAGUUGUCAAAUUUGUUUGGUUUAUUGUAACAAACCAAAUGCACUUCGCUGGUGGUCCAUGGUCAAAUGUUCUAAUUGAUGCUUUUGGAAUUUUACCUUUAAGAUAUGUAAAUUAAAGCAGGUUAAUAAGAAAGCAUUUCUUUGCCCAUUUAUAAAUUGCAUAAA
Arachis duranensis is the source of this 836-nucleotide messenger RNA. RefSeq lists its product as uncharacterized. The record is from RefSeq and is a predicted model, not a curated record. The transcript has 3 exons. The coding region runs from base 373 to 654 and encodes 93 amino acids. NCBI's taxonomy places the organism in Eukaryota, Viridiplantae, Streptophyta, Magnoliopsida, Fabales, Fabaceae.